Messenger RNA from Oreochromis niloticus (Nile tilapia), 771 nucleotides. RefSeq names its product repetitive proline-rich cell wall protein 2-like. The coding region runs from base 1 to 771 and encodes 256 amino acids. The record is from RefSeq and is a predicted model, not a curated record. Lineage: Eukaryota; Metazoa; Chordata; Actinopteri; Cichliformes; Cichlidae. The transcript has 3 exons.
AUGGACACGGCCUGUCCCUGCUGUCACUUGGUGAGAGCCUUCUGCAUUAGCAUAAACGUGUCUGUCACUGAGCCGCGUCGUGAACACGGAGGUGAAGUGUCCCCUCAACCUGUGUCCCCUCCACCUGUGUCCCCUCAACCAGUGUCCCCUCCACGUGUGUCCCGUCCACCCGUGUCCCCUCCACCUGUGUCCCCUCCACCCGUGUCCCCUGCAACAGUGUCCCCUAAACCAGUGUCCCGUCCACCUGUGUCCCCUCCACCAGUGUCCCCUCCACCUGUGUCCCCUCCACCUGUGUCCCCUCAACGAGUGUCCCCUCCACCCGUGUCCCGUCCACCCGUGUCCCGUCCACCCGUGUCCCCUCCACCCGUGUCCCCUGCACCCGUGUCCCCUCCACCAGUUUCCCCUCAACCAGUGUCCCCUCCACGUGUGUCCCCUCCACCCGCGUCCCGUCCACCCGUGUCCCCGCCACCCGUGUCCCCUCCACCUGUGUCCCCUCCACCCGUGUCCCCUGCACCAGUGUCCCCUAAACCAGUGUCCCCUCCACCAGUGUCCCCUCCACCCGUGUCCCCUCCACCCGUGUCCCCUCCACCAGUGUCCCCUCCACCAGUGUCCCCUCCACCUGUGUCCCCUCCACCCGUGUCCCCUCCACCCGUGUCCCCUCCACCAGUGUCCCCUCCACCUGUGUCCCCUCCACCCGUGUCCCCUGCACCUGUGUCCCCUCCACCAGUGUCUCCCUCAGUGUGUCUGUGUUAUGAACACCUUCCUCUGUAG